Cadophora gregata is the source of this 1281-nucleotide messenger RNA. RefSeq lists its product as uncharacterized. The record is from RefSeq and is a predicted model, not a curated record. Bases 1 to 1281 code for a protein of 426 amino acids. The transcript has a single exon. NCBI's taxonomy places the organism in Eukaryota, Fungi, Ascomycota, Leotiomycetes, Helotiales, Ploettnerulaceae.
AUGGAGGCCAGGAACGAGCUUGGGUUUCUUGUCUCCGGGAGAUAUUACAGCUCUGAUUUUGAUGUCGCGUCAAAAAGGACUGAAUUAAGGCCGCAACCCACGACAGUUUCUCCCUUAGUAGUAUCAACUGUCCCAAGCGACAGCAUGGGCUCUUCACAAUCCUCCCAUAAGCAGUCCAAAGAACGUAGGAGCAACGGUCCAAAUCUCCUCGACAUCCCACUAGAAAUUCGUCUUCACAUCUACCAUUACGUUCUCCUCUCACACCCAAUCCACCACGCUCAUUUAGCACCUCUCACCCCUCAACCAGACUUCUCAGGUCUCAACACUGCUGAAUUCCACACCACCAUGAUUCGCUCCAACGACAGCUCCUCCACUCCCAAAGAACUCAUCACUCGCUCCUUAAUCACCCAUUCCAGCUCCCUCUCCAACCCAACCACCACCUCAGAACCUCCCACCUCAUCUCAACCCAAAAACUCCUACACUUCCACCCUCCUCGCCUCCUCGCCAUACCCAACACCUCGAAUCCAAGGCCGAAUCCCUACAGCCUUACUCGCAAGCAACAAGCAGAUCUUCGCCGAGACGUCCCACCUCCCCUGGCACCGCAACACUUUCUCCUUCAUCAACUGGUUCUGGAGCGGCAUCUACGCCGCGCGGCAAUUCUCUAGCAAUUUACCCGCAUGGCAGAGAGAGUCGAUCCGGAAUGUAGCUGUAGAGGUCCUAGGGAAGGAUCUCUGGGUUGGCGGGAUGGAGAGACGUUCUCCUGGUGUGACUGGGACGGGUAGUGGGGAUGGGGAUGUGAAAGGCACAGGUUUGAGUGGGAAGCAAGAGAGAGGUGUGGGCGAGUGGAGAGAGUUAUGCGGACUUUGGGGUGGAGUUCGGAAUUUGAAGUUGACGAUUAAGGGAGGGCUGUUUGUCGAUGCUGGAGUGGCUGGUACUCUCACGAGCGAAUCUUCUGGGCAACCCGAGGGCAAAAUCUCGAUCCUUAAUACGGAUUGCGAAUGGGUAUCUCACGGCUUGCAAGAACUUAGCUCGCUCCGCACUCUGGAAUUGGAGAUCGAAGAUACUGACGUGCCAUCCGAGACCAAGAUGGCUUUUUGCGCUUCUCUGGAGCAGUAUCUCAACAAUGCGAGUCGAAGAAGUGGUAGAACUGAUAGCUGCGCGGGCGAUAUCCGAGUUGUUCUUGUGGAGAAAACGAAAGUCGUGCAGGAUUGCAAGAAAGACAAAUUCGUGUAUUACGGAGGCGAGCCGGGAGAUGAGAGCGUAUGGGCUGAGGAGACGUAA